Tigriopus californicus is the source of this 1230-nucleotide messenger RNA. RefSeq names its product histone H4. Gene Ontology annotation, cellular component: nucleosome. Gene Ontology annotation, biological process: nucleosome assembly. The transcript has a single exon. Lineage: Eukaryota; Metazoa; Arthropoda; Copepoda; Harpacticoida; Harpacticidae. Bases 64 to 375 code for a protein of 103 amino acids. Gene Ontology annotation, molecular function: DNA binding; structural constituent of chromatin; protein heterodimerization activity. The record is from RefSeq and is a predicted model, not a curated record.
GCUGUAUAAAUACUUGGUGGUCCUUCGAGAAACCAUCACUAUUGAAACCAUUACUGAUACAUCAUGACUGGACGAGGCAAAGGUGGUAAAGGAUUGGGCAAGGGAGGAGCAAAGCGGCAUCGCAAAGUGUUGCGUGAUAAUAUCCAAGGCAUCACCAAGCCCGCCAUCCGACGAUUGGCUCGCCGUGGCGGCGUAAAGCGUAUCUCUGGCUUGAUCUAUGAAGAGACCCGUGGUGUUCUGAAGGUCUUCCUGGAAAACGUCAUCCGUGAUGCUGUUACCUACACUGAACACGCCAAGAGGAAGACUGUCACCGCUAUGGAUGUGGUCUAUGCUCUGAAGCGUCAAGGUCGCACCCUCUACGGGUUCGGCGGUUAAGCUGUCACUCAGCAGUGUUAAAGCCAAAGAAAUACCACCAACCGGCCCUUUUCAGGGCCACCAAUACUGUCAUGAAAGAUAUAACAAAGAAUUAGCUCAAUCCAUGGUUUUCCUGAAUCUUAUACUCACUAAAUCAUUAGUAAUGUGGCAGGUCUUGAUUGUGUCAAUAUAUGUUCUCAACGACUACAAUUGGUGUCUCUGAAUGGACGCGCUGAAGCUUGGCUCUUGGUGUCACUCACUUCAUUCACUUAUAUUCUUAGUAACAACGACGUCGUCGUGUUCCGACUUAAAACCUUAACCGAAUGAGACAUGCACGAUGUUUUAUACCCAUGAAUUUAACUCGUGCCGGUCCAUCACAAGACGUUUGACCAAUCAUUGAUUUCACCCUUGAACAGAGAUAUGAUAUCAGAACAUUUGAAAUCCAUUCCCAGAGAUAAAGAGUAAACCAAUGAAAUAUGCGGGCUCCAUGAGGCAGGGAUGGUAACUCGAAUGCAUAAUUCGAACCACAACCAUCUCAAUUGAAGUGAUUUCUUUUGAUUAGAGAUGCGAUCAAUUGUUCAUGAAUUGGGAGAGCUUUUAGGUUUCUCUUUUUUGAAAUACAAAAUUUGUGGGUGUGAACGUGUUCCAUUAUACAUGGUAUUUCCAAAUAUGUCUUAGCUAUUUAUUUUAUUGGAAAAGGUGUACUUUAAAAGGAUCCGAGGAUCACGGGUUUGACGAAAUCUUGGUAAUCCAGCAUUUAAUGUAAAAGUUGAAAUUUGGGAUCAAAUAUCCAACCAACCCCAACAUCUCAAAACGCCUGCAGUAGGGUAAGAUCUAAAUCUGGGCCUAUUAUUUCUUUCGAUGUCUUUUGAUACG